This is a messenger RNA of Cebus imitator (Panamanian white-faced capuchin), 1537 nucleotides long. RefSeq names its product aminoacylase 1 (gene ACY1). NCBI's taxonomy places the organism in Eukaryota, Metazoa, Chordata, Mammalia, Primates, Cebidae. The transcript has 15 exons. Gene Ontology annotation, biological process: amino acid metabolic process. Gene Ontology annotation, cellular component: cytoplasm. The record is from RefSeq and is a predicted model, not a curated record. Gene Ontology annotation, molecular function: aminoacylase activity. The coding region runs from base 187 to 1413 and encodes 408 amino acids.
GGGCCCUCACUGGCUGUCUUCGGUCUCCGCCCCGAGAUCAGGGCCCAGCCACGUGGUGGGGCGGACCGGGGCGGUCCUGAGCCUUCGACCUCACAGGACCCUGAGUCCAGUUCACAGUCUGGAGCUGUUGCUGAGGGACUAGCGUGAGUCAAGCGACAGGAGAGUGAGCUCGCCACGCAGAGCGCCAUGACCAGCAAGAAUCCCGAGGAGGAGCAUCCCUCCGUGACGCUCUUCCGCCAGUACCUGCGCAUCCGCACCGUCCAGCCCAAGCCUGACUAUGGAGCUGCGGUGGCCUUCCUUGAGGAGAGAGCCUGCCAGCUGGGCCUGAGCUGCCAGAAAGUAGAGGUGGCACCUGGCUAUGUGGUGACCGUGCUGACCUGGCCAGGCACCAACCCUACACUCUCCUCCAUCUUGCUCAACUCCCACACGGAUGUGGUGCCUGUCUUCAAGGAAUAUUGGAGUCACGACCCCUUUGAGGCCUUCAAGGAUUCUGAGGGCUACAUCUAUGCCAGGGGCGCCCAGGACAUGAAGUGCAUCAGCAUCCAGUACCUGGAGGCUGUGAGGAGGCUGAAGGUGGAGGGCCACCAGUUCCCCAGAACCAUCCACAUGACCUUUGUGCCUGACGAGGAGGUUGGGGGUCACCAAGGCAUGGAGCUGUUCGUGCAGCGGCCAGAGUUCCAGGCCCUGAGGGCAGGCUUCGCCCUGGAUGAGGGCCUGGCCAACCCCACUGAUGCCUUCACUGUCUUUUAUAGUGAGCGGAGUCCCUGGUGGGUACGGGUCACCAGCACUGGGAGGCCAGGCCACGGCUCACGCUUCAUCGAGGACACAGCAGCAGAGAAGCUGCACAAGGUUGUGAGUUCCAUCCUGGCAUUCCGGGAGAAGGAAUGGCAGAGGCUGCAGUCAAACCCCCACCUGAAAGAGGGGGCCGUGACCUCUGUGAACCUGACUAAGCUAGAGGGUGGCGUGGCCUAUAACGUGGUACCUGCCACUAUGAGCGCCAGCUUUGACUUCCGCGUGGCACCGGAUGUGGGCUUAAAGGCUUUCGAGGAGCAGCUGCAGAGCUGGUGCCAGGCAGCUGGUGAGGGGGUCACCUUUGAGUUUGUUCAGAAGUGGACACAGCCCCAAGUGACACCUACUGAUGACUCAAACCCCUGGUGGGCAGCUUUUAGCCGGGUCUGCAAGGACAUGAACCUCACUGUGGAGCCUGAGAUCCACACUGUUGCCACCGACAGCCGCUAUCUUCGCGCGGUGGGGGUCCCAGCUCUAGGCUUCUCACCCAUGAACCGCACACCUGUGCUGCUGCACGACCAUGAUGAGCGGCUGCAUGAGGCGGUGUUCCUCCGUGGGGUGGACAUAUAUACACGCCUGCUGCCUGCCCUUGCCAGUGUGCCUGCCCUGCCCAGUGAGAGCUAAGCCCUGGAAUUCCUCAACCUCUGCCCCUGGGGCUUCCAUCCCAACCAGUACCAAUGACCCCCUCUUCCCCCUUCCAAAUAAUAAAGUCUGUGGACAGGGCUGUCUCUGAAGUACUAACAGCAAG